UGUGUGUGUGUAGAUCUGAAGAGGGUAAUGGCGACUGCUGCAUCCUCAAACCUUCUAUCUGCUUCGUCCCUGAAGAAAAACCCAUCGUCUCUCUCAUGGCAUGUUCCUCUCUCCAACGUCUUCAGUGUGACCGUCGCUGUUCCUCACCGUCAUGGUCAGAGGAGGGCUUCCUUCGUUGUGUUAGCGAUGGAUGCCAAACCUACGGUCCUCGUCGCGGAAAAGCUAGGUGAGGCUGGGCUCAACCUCUUGAAGGAUUUUGCGAAUAUCGAUUGCUCCUAUAACAUGACUCAGGAGGAGCUCUGCACUAAGAUCUCUCUCUGCGACGCCUUGAUCGUUAGGAGUGCUACCAAAGUCACUCGUGAAGUGUUCGAGUCGUCUGGUGGUCGGCUCAAAGUGGUUGGCCGCGCUGGUGUGGGCAUCGAUAACGUUGAUCUGUCGGCAGCGACUGAGCACGGCUGUCUUGUCGUCAAUGCCCCUACCGCCAAUACUGUUGCUGCUGCUGAGCAUGGCAUUUCCCUUCUCACCUCUAUGGCUCGCAAUAUUGCCCAGGCAGAUGCCUCUGUCAAGGCUGGCAAGUGGCAACGAAACAAAUAUGUUGGUGUUUCUCUUGUUGGAAAAACACUUGCUGUGAUGGGAUUUGGGAAGGUGGGAUCAGAGGUUGCCCGGCGUGCCAAGGGGCUGGGUAUGCAUGUUAUUGCACAUGAUCCAUAUGCCCCUGCGGACCGUGCUCGUGCAAUCGGUGUUGAGCUGGUGUCUUUUGAUGAAGCUCUAUCCACUUCACAUUUCAUCUCGUUGCACAUGCCUCUUACUCCUGCUACAUCAAAGAUUUUCAAUGAUGAAGCUUUUGCAAAGAUGAAGAAAGGAGUUCGAAUUGUCAAUGUUGCUCGUGGUGGAGUGAUUGACGAGGAGGCUCUUGUGAGAGCAUUGGACGCUGGUGUUGUUGCUCAGGCAGCUCUUGAUGUCUUCACUGUGGAGCCACCAUCAAAAGACAGCAAGCUGGUGCACCAUGAAAGUGUUACUGUGACUCCACAUCUUGGUGCCAGCACUAUGGAAGCUCAGGAAGGAGUGGCCAUUGAAAUAGCUGAAGCUGUUGUCGGGGCCUUGAAAGGGGAACUUGCUGCUACUGCUGUAAAUGCACCCAUGGUCCCUGCUGAGGUUUUAUCAGAGCUUGCGCCAUUUGUUGUACUGGCAGAGAAACUUGGCAGACUUGCCGUACAGUUGGUAGCAGGUGGUAGUGGUGUGAAAUCAGUGAAGGUUACAUAUGCAUCUGCUAGAGCUCCUGAUGAUCUUGAUACUAGGUUGCUCCGUGCCAUGAUCACCAAGGGUCUGAUCGAGCCUAUAUCCAGUGUAUUUGUCAAUCUGGUUAAUGCUGAUUUCACUGCAAAGCAGAGAGGAUUGCGGAUUUCAGAAGAGCGGAUCCUGCUCGAUGGCUCACCUGAGAGCCCACUUGAGUUCAUCCAGGUUCAAAUUGCCAAUGUGGAAUCAAAAUUUGCCAGUGCCAUCUCAGAGUCUGGAGAGAUUAAAGUGGAGGGAAAGGUGAAGGAUGGGAUACCCCAUUUGACAAGGGUAGGAUCUUUUGAAGUGGAUGUGAGCUUAGAAGGCAGCCUCAUACUGUGCAGGCAGGUUGAUCAACCAGGGAUGAUUGGAAAGGUGGGGAGUGUGUUGGGUGAAGAAAAUGUGAAUGUAAGCUUCAUGAGUGUUGGGAGGAUUGCUCCACGAAAACAAGCAGUUAUGGCAAUUGGUGUAGAUGAAGAACCCAGCAAAGGGACUCUGAAGAAAAUCGGGGAAAUACCAGCAGUUGAGGAGUUUGUUUUCCUUAAGUUGUAGUUUUGCUUCUUAAUCAAUUUUGAAAUGUUUGCGUUUAUGCAUUUUUUUUUUU
This is a messenger RNA of Telopea speciosissima, 1879 nucleotides long. RefSeq names its product D-3-phosphoglycerate dehydrogenase 1, chloroplastic-like. The record is from RefSeq and is a predicted model, not a curated record. Gene Ontology annotation, cellular component: chloroplast stroma. Gene Ontology annotation, biological process: L-serine biosynthetic process. Bases 28 to 1827 code for a protein of 599 amino acids. Gene Ontology annotation, molecular function: NAD binding; phosphoglycerate dehydrogenase activity. The transcript is spliced from 5 exons. NCBI's taxonomy places the organism in Eukaryota, Viridiplantae, Streptophyta, Magnoliopsida, Proteales, Proteaceae.